Gossypium raimondii (Peruvian cotton) is the source of this 1039-nucleotide messenger RNA. RefSeq lists its product as uncharacterized. The record is from RefSeq and is a predicted model, not a curated record. NCBI's taxonomy places the organism in Eukaryota, Viridiplantae, Streptophyta, Magnoliopsida, Malvales, Malvaceae. Bases 377 to 865 code for a protein of 162 amino acids. The transcript is spliced from 2 exons.
UCCCUCUUUCACAGAGUUUUCAGCUGCCUUUCCCAUUCUUGCGAUUUCUAAAUUCCUCGCUGAUUCCUAUUGAUUUUUUUUGGGUUAUUUCUCUGUUUCUGAAACCUUUCAUAAUUCAGGGUUUGAUUUGCACAGCAAAUGCAUCAUGGGGUUAUCAGGGGUCCACCAUCGUUUCUCAGUUGCGGCCUGGGUUUUAUGAUCCGAGGAAGGCUCUUUUUCAGGCAUUGGACUUGGUCCUUUUUCAAGGAUCAAGUAAAUUAGUAGAUUUAUAUAUUUUCGUUUUACAAAGAUUGCAACUUUAUUUUAUUCACUCCUCGUGGGUAAAAACCAUUAUUAUUAUUCUCGGUUAUCGAGAUCUUGAGGUCUUUUGAUUACAAUGGGGAAAAACAAGCCAUCCUUGGAUGCCUGCUCCCUUCAACCCUCUGCCGACUCAAACAAUGUCUACACUUUGGUCACCAACACCAAAUCCAGGGAGAGUCAUCUCCUUCCAGUUCCAGAUUUCAUCGGUGAAAGCACGAGAGAUGGUCCGGAACCGGAAGAUGCGCACUCUGUAUUGUAUUUUAAAGCUUCUGAUUUGUUGGAUGGUCAUGGUCAUGGUCACGGGGUUUCUCUUGAUUAUCAAAGUGACGAGAUUACAUCAAGAUUGGCACCCUCCAUAGAUCACUCUGACGUUGCCUCUCCUACUACAUUAAUGGAGAUUCCCCAGCUUUCACACGAUGACAGUAUCUUGGCUAUGCUCGAUAUUUUCACAGAAGAUAGCACGAUGAUGAUAGUCGGUGAGAAAAGGGAAGAUGGCCCUCUGCUGGUUUCACUUGCUGAUGAAAAGGAUAAUGACAUCUUCUCCUUGUUGCAGAACUUCAUAUAGAAUCAUAGUUUGUUUUUAAGGAAAUUAAUAGCAAUGGAUCUUGUUGUUAGUAUUCAUUCGUACAUUUUAGAAUUAUGAGAGAUUUUUCCCUCUGUAUUUGUUUCAAAGUUGUUUCAUACAUUUCGUUUGGAGUAAAUUUUUUUAUAGGAACAUCAAAGUGGGUCUAUUUCAUUA